GCGCCCCGGGGAGCAGGGUUUGUCGAGCGCCCCGAACCCGUCCUGCCGCCCGUGCUGGGGGGACUGAGGCUCCCACCGUCCCAACCCCGCCCUCACGUGAUCCGCCGCUCGCCUCUCAGCAGUGUGGCCCUUCGCGCCGCUGCAGGCCCGGCGCCCCCUGCUCAGGCUCCUGGGGGCUCGUAGCCGGACCGUUCCGCCUUAGCGAUGAUCAGACCAGAAACUGCCUAACGGAAACCUGGCUGGUGCAGCGCGGGCACGUGGGGUUUCCCUGUUGAAAAACGGUUGUCACGCAGCUGCCAGCGAGGUGCGGCUGUCACCUCUCCAGGGCAGCCUCAACAAGACCAGGAACGGACUCUGUCCCCGUGGUUCUCCUCAUGCUCUGUCCCAUCCCCCCUGGAAGGAAGCCCAAGUCCUGUCUUCCUUCUUUAAGAGUAAGGUUGGGGAGGGUUAGCGCUUCCUAUUCCCGUUUCAUUGGCCUGUACAAAGAGGCUGGCAAAGUGAGACAAUGACAAACACUGAAAGGAACCACAGGCACCAAAUGAUUUCUCAACUGCACAGUUUUGCUGCUACUGGAGACAAGAUCAGGUUGACAGCGCUAUGCAAUCAUUCUCCAUCCCUUAUCAAUGAAGCUGCUGAGAAUGGUUGGACAGCCUUGAUGUAUGCUGCCAGAAAUGGACACUUUGAGAUUGUACAAAUUCUUCUUGAAAAAGGGUGUGACAGGUCCAUUGUCAAUAAAUCGAGCCAGACUGCACUAGACAUUGCUAAAUUUUGGGGGUAUAAGCAUAUAGCUAAUUUACUAGCAAAUGUUAAGGGUGGACAGAAGCCUUUUUUCCUGCCAAACGAUACAAUAGAGUAUGAAAAUUAUUUUAGCAGGACACUUCUGGAUAGAAGGAGUGAUAAAAGAAGAGAUUCUAAAUGGUUAAACACAAAACAAAACCAUCCAGCCACAGUAUACAUCCUUUUCUCAAAUUUAAACCCAUUGGUCACUUUGAGUGGAGGGGAAGAUGGUUCCCAGCAGCCUGAAGUCAGGCUUUGCAGGCUGUGCCACAAGGAUGUAAAGGAAUACAUGAGCCAGACUGAAAAAGUCACCUUGAUUUUUCUUGGAGUAGAACUUCAGUUGUCUACUCUGAAUGGAGGAAUUCUGAAGGAAGAAGAUGAUGAUGGGCUGGUUGCUUGGUUUGCCCUCAGCAUAGAUUCUACUUUUGCUGAACAGUUUAAACAGAAGCAUGAAGACUGUUAUUUUCUUCAUCCUCCAAUGCCUGCUCUGCUGCAGUUGCCUGAAAAAGAAGCUGGAGUAGUAGCCCAGGCCAGAUCUGUUCUAGCAUGGCAUAACAGAUACCAAUUCUGUCCAACAUGUGGCAGUGCAACCAAGAUUGAAGAAGGAGGCUACAAGACAACCUGCUUAAAAGAAGACUGUCCCAGUCUUCAAGGUGUUCACAAUACAUCAUACCCAAGAGUUGAUCCUGUAGUGAUAAUGCAAGUCCUUCAUCCAGAUGGGAACCAGUGCCUUUUAGGCAGGCAGAAGAGGUUUCCUCCUGGCAUGUUUACCUGCCUUGCUGGAUUUGUAGAGCCUGGGGAAACAAUAGAAGAUGCUGUUCGAAGAGAAGUAGAGGAGGAAAGUGGAGUCAAAAUUGGCCAUGUUCAGUAUGUCUCUUGUCAGCCAUGGCCAAUGCCCUCCUCCCUAAUGAUUGGUUGCUUAGCUGUUGCAGUGUCUACAGAAAUUAGAGUCGACAAGAAUGAAAUAGAGGAUGCCCGUUGGUUCACUAGAGAACAGGUCGUGGACGUUCUCAUUAAAGGAAACCAGCGUUCGUUCUUUGUGCCACCAAGUCGAGCUAUUGCACACCAGUUGAUAAAACACUGGAUUGGAAUGAAUGCUAAUCUUUAAAUUCAAGGAACUGAGUUCUUAGAGUUAAAUUACUGUUUCCAGUGACUGCUAAUGUAAAUAAAUUUGAAAUAAUUGGUCAUUUUAGUGAAGUGGUGACCACAGUAGUUCUUGAGUUUCUUAGUCCUUUGACUCCUGAGAUAUACUUGCACUCAGUGAUUCUUUUAAGAAAUUUGUUGGAGUGGGACAGUCACCCACUGAUUGCCCCAAACAAAAAAAUCAACCUUAAAGAAUCAUUUUGAAGGGUUUUUUUAUGAUCAGGUUAUUCUGCCCUUCGCUAUCCCUCCUUUUAUUUUCCAGCACUUGUCUGAGCUCUUCUAGAUCUACUAUUUUUGUUGAGACAUUAGGUUAAAAUCAGCCCUGAUGUAAGUUGUGACAUCUCCGCUGAUUAUGCCUGCUAUGUCUGAGAUUCUUUUCCUCUGUGUUUAUCUGCAAGUUUGUUGUUUGUUUUUCCUUUUUCUCCCGUUUCCUCUUUCUUGUUCUAUACCUUCCUCGCUUUCCCUUUUUUUAUCCUCCCUUCCUUUUCCACGCUCUCCUCGCUUUUGACCGUUGGUCAUUCCCCUCUACCCCAAGGAACACUUAGUAUUACGUUCUAGCAGCAAUAUUUGGAUUUAAUUCUAGAAGCUCUAUUAGCAACAGGUAUCACAUGCUGGUAGUACAUUCAUUAGAAGCUAGGUGUAUAAUGCUUUUUAUAUUUUAUAUGAUUAGUGUUGCUGAUGCUAGAGUUUGAGCCAGCAAUCUUAUGUGGAUCCUGUCAACUCAUUAACAUAUUGUCUAAACAGUAUUUUAAAGGCCUUUGGCAAUAUUAGUUUGCAAUAAAUGUGGGUGAGGAUGGCUGCUCCAGAAGCCUAAAUAUUAGAUACUGUUAUAAGCAGCCACAGACUUGUUGACUGGUAGACAGCAAACAAGAUUGCAGUUGAUUGGCUUCUUUGGUCAGUGCAAAUUAGUGUAGAGACUUCAGAAGACAAGUAGAUUAAACUAGACAAAAAAGACACAAGAAUUAAUGACAUUUCAUCUAAAUACAAAAUAGUGUUUUUUAAAAUUUGUGAUGUUAAGGAAUGCUGUUUAUAUAGGUAAUAUAUAAUCAAAAAUGUUAGGUAACUUCAAUAUACCAGAUCUAAAUGUAAUGAAGAGAAGCCAGCAUUUUUAAACAAUAAAAUAUAAAUUUAGUGAUAUAUGUUUAACUUUAGUAAAUUACAGUACUGUUUCAGAUUUUGUGCCCCACCCCUUCUGAAACACUUAACAUUUCAUACGCCUUUGGUCAGACAACACUCCCAGUAACAGCAAUAGCCAUUUAGGAGCAACAUAGCAAAAGGGCACCGAUACGUUGCUACUAGCAAGCAUCAUACUGGAAAGAUUUUUAUUUAAUAAACUGAUUACGCAGAGAAUGUAGUGGUCUGAAGAGAAAUGCAAAUGACCUGAAGAAAUUGUAAUUAUAUAGAAAAUGUGAGACCAAACUUGACUUAAGUGGCUCUUUCAUUGAUUAAAGAGUCUGAGUCCAACAGGAAUAUUUGUAUGGCCUUUUUCAAAUCUCAGUAGAAAUAAAUUUUCCUGUAUAUUGUUUGCAGUGCAAACACUGCAGUAUUUUACUAUUAUCAGAGUGGUUCUCAAACUGUGGUCCAGGCAGCACUUUUGGUGGCCCACAGGGAGCUAACAAGUCAUAUGUUGCUGACCUUUGGUCCAGCUGCAUCUUCUGUUGAAGAACCUGGAUGUCUGUUAAAUCAUCUGGAAGAGAGGAGUGUGAGCUAGACUAUCUGCCUACACUAGGAGCUUCUGCUACACAAGUGGAGAGGAUAUAGGAAAUGCUUUCAGGGGCCCGAGCCACCAGUAGGACUGGAACCAAGUGUCACCUGUGGAACUGCUGCUCCUAUUGACAGAAGGGUGGAGAGAAGGGAAUCAGGUAGCAGCAUGUUCAGAGAAGCAAAAGAAUAAUAGGCAGCAUGUGAAGCAGAGAGGAGGACUACGUGAUUACGUAAGCAUGGGCAGGAGAAUGAUAAGCCAGGGGAAAGACUGGAAUAGAUGGGAGGGGGUAGAAGAAGUGAAGAGCAAAUGUAGCCAUAGUAAAGACAAAUCACUUAUCACAUUAAGCAGCUAAAAAUAUGUAUGUACAGUCCUUUCCUAAUAAUAGUUUUUCAUGGUAGUUGCCAUAGGGAUAGAAUGAAUAGUGAAGCUCAUAGGCGGGCAUCCACAAGACAAUCUCUUUCUUAAGAUGCAGACCACACUAUGAAAAAUUUGAGAAUCCAUGUACUACUGUAAAAGAACCGGAAAAAUCCAUUAUUUUCUAGUCACACUAUUUUUGUAUUUCUUCCCCCAAAGACAAUGAAAGGUAAAUUGUGAAAAACAAAGUAAUGGUUUAAUAAUCUUUCAGUUUUAAUCCUCUCUGGUUUUAUUUGUAACAUAUAAGGAUAUUUAUUUUUUUUAAAUAUUACAUUACAUAAAUGUUAAACUGACAGGCCUUUUUAACCCUCUUCUCUACUACAUGUAAAUGACCAUUGCUUCUCUUCAUCCCAAAAGCUGUACAUUUCAAGAAGGUGCUGAUGUGUCAAAAAGGCUACAUUCUGUCUAAUUUAUCAAACAUGACUGGAAUGAAACAUUAAUACUUGUAUGUUGUUAUGGGAAAUAAAGGCUAUUUUAGCUACCUGU
Messenger RNA from Gopherus evgoodei (Goodes thornscrub tortoise), 4525 nucleotides. RefSeq names its product nudix hydrolase 12 (gene NUDT12). Gene Ontology annotation, biological process: NAD+ catabolic process; NADP+ catabolic process. Gene Ontology annotation, molecular function: protein binding; metal ion binding; NADH pyrophosphatase activity. The coding region runs from base 506 to 1885 and encodes 459 amino acids. Gene Ontology annotation, cellular component: cytosol. The record is from RefSeq and is a predicted model, not a curated record. Lineage: Eukaryota; Metazoa; Chordata; Testudines; Testudinidae. The transcript is spliced from 7 exons.